Molecule: messenger RNA, 1716 nt
Organism: Lentinula edodes (shiitake mushroom)
Lineage: Eukaryota; Fungi; Basidiomycota; Agaricomycetes; Agaricales; Omphalotaceae
Exons: 6
Coding region: 271-1287 (338 amino acids)
Source: RefSeq, a predicted model, not a curated record
GUAGGCUUCAAUUGUUUGAGUACUAUUCUUUCCUUUCGUUCUGCUCAACUGACAUCAUUUUUGAAUACGCGGAGCCACUGUCAAAUAGUUCAUGAAAACGUUUUCCACUGAAACGAAACCAUGUGACGUGAUCGUUUCCCAGCUUAUGUACAUUACGCGCCUCUGUGGCUCUGCUCCAAGCAAAGCUCUCAGAGCCCCAUCACCUUUCUCUUCGUUCACCCUUGAAUAGAAGGAAUCAGUAUAUUUCUGUCGUACGCUUCGUACUCCACAAUGGACAUUACCAACUGGGAUUCAGUUCUACAGUUUUCAUCUGGUGCCAACAUGGAGUUCGGCUUGCAAAAUGACGAUUUUCCCGAACAAAGCACAUCCUCUACGCCAAAUCUGCAGGUGCCGACUCCUCCGCAUUCUACUGACGGCGGUUCGCCGAUAUGCGAUGAUCCUUCUGAUAACAACGUCCUCGUCUCGAUCUCGACUACGUUUUAUCCGGGGGCAAACUUACACUCUCUUCCUCCCGACCUCGCACUCUUGUCCACCGAUUCAGUAUUCUUUUACGUUCAUUCUCACAUCAUUCUUGCUGCGUCAGACAAUAACUUCCUCUCUUUACUCCCGACGUCAUCUUCCAAGGAGCAGUCCUCUAAUAUGGUCAUACACGUACCAGAACUUUCUCCGGUCCUGAACAUAAUACUCCACAUCAUAUACAAUAUAUCUUGCAGCCACUAUUCUCCUUCGUUCGAGACGCUGUCCGACGCCGUACAUCGGCUGCCAUCGUACGGCAUUGACCCAAAGUCAUGUAUCACGCCUAGCACUCCCAUACACGCUUUGCUUCUUUCUCAUGCACCACUUUGUCCCUUGGACGUCUACACACUUGCCGCCAAAUACGAUUUAUACGACUUGGCUGUCCCGACCUCUUCACAUUUAUUGUCUUUUCAGUUGUCUACACUUACAGAUGAUACGGCGGAAGCAAUAGGACCUAAGUAUUUACGUAGGAUGUUCUUCCUACACAUUGGUCGUUCGGAUGCCUUGAAGAGAAUUUUACUUCAACCACCGCAUCCCCAUGCGCCUACUCCCUGGUGCGACUUCGCUGAUCAGAAGAAUUUGACUCGCGCCUGGGCGUUAGCAUCAGCUUAUCUUGCCUGGGACGCCCGACCAGAUGUGUCAACAGGUUUUCUGGAAGCUGCUCUUACUCCUCUGGUGGAGCAUUUAUCCUGCGAUCUGUGCAAACAAGGUCUGAAAGACCGCAUCAAAAAUCUCAUCGUGCAGUGGUCUGUCGUGAAGCGUACAAUAUAAACGCCAAAGCUUCCAACGACCUCGUUUUCCUCUGUUCCAAAAUCAUUCGUGCAUUUAUUAUAUGCUAUUCAACCUUUAGAGUCUACAGACGCUUUGCCUUCCAACACCUGAUUCAACACCUGAUCCAAACUGUGUACUAUAUUACCACUCGUGUUCGUCCUGUCAUCCAUCCACGCAUUUGAUUCACGCGCACCAACGAUAUUCUAUACCCUCCAUUCGGGAUCGAUCUUGGUGUCCUGAUUUGUACAGUAUCACUCGAUGUAUCUGCAGUUUUUUUGCCUCUCCAGAAUUUUGUACAAUAGUCUCCUUUACCCUAUUGAAGGCCUUCAUACACGCAUAAUGGGUCUAUUGUAGCUGACUUCAUAGAAUCAUAACACACGUUGAGAUUUUUUGUAAUUGCUUUAGUAUUCAAUAAUCAGUUUCUGCAAG